Messenger RNA from Fusarium keratoplasticum, 3300 nucleotides. RefSeq lists its product as uncharacterized. The coding region runs from base 1 to 3300 and encodes 1099 amino acids. Gene Ontology annotation, molecular function: GTPase activator activity. Lineage: Eukaryota; Fungi; Ascomycota; Sordariomycetes; Hypocreales; Nectriaceae. The record is from RefSeq and is a predicted model, not a curated record. The transcript is spliced from 2 exons. Gene Ontology annotation, biological process: regulation of mitotic cytokinesis.
AUGCAGGCCGUUCCAAGUCUUGUUGGAACGGGCACUGCCAUCGCUGCAGCGGCCAGUGGUUUGGUGUUCGGCCAGCCCACCACCGAACCCAACUCCUCGACUCAACCUGCCUCCCAUUCCAGACGAGUGUCUACAGACCGCGGCUCUCACUCUCGGCCUCCAGCUGCCAACUUUGCUUCGUCACGGCCCGCAACGAGCUCCGUCGCGACGUCUGCACACGGCUCGCACUAUCACACCCUCCCACGCCCGUCCACCGCCUCGAGACCUCCCCUUUCCCGUUACCAGCGACCUCCCAUGCCCCAGACCCAGUCGACUCCUCCCAAGGUCAGCAGCAGGAAGUCGUCGUUUGUGAGGCAGCCCGACUCGCCCGCCAUCAUCCCCGAGUCUCGAGACUCAAUCUCGUCCAAUGGAUCUUGGAUAAGGCGCCUCUCCAUCCGUCCACUGUCUCGUCACGAGAGCUCGAGAUCCAGCGCCGGCCAGGACACUCCCUCCAUCUUCUCACACGGCUCAGCAGCUCCGAUCCUCAGAGGCCCAACAACACCAACUCUCCCCCCGAACAAGCUCGUCAAGCGAUCCACGUCGAACCGCAACGACCCGGACCCACCGCGACGACGUUCGAAAUCCCACCUGCCGACUCUCCCAGUUCUCCGACGACCUGCAACGAGCCACCAGCGGUCAGCGACUCUGCAGCAGUUCCGUCCUGAUUCACCUAUAAUUAAUACCCCGACAUCCAACAAUUUCUCAUUCGACGAUCAUCGGCCCCACGAGUUCCUCACUCCGCCGGCGAUUGACCCCCCGUCAAGAUCAGCAUCUACAAGACGUGGAUGGGCAUCAUUUUUUCAUUCUAGGACAUCAAGCAUCGGCCGCGCAGGCUCGGGCCGGUUCGGUGAGCUGAGCCCGCAUGCUCGAGCACCUGCUAAGCGCAUCUGCAUCGACGACGAGCGAAGCAGGGUCCAUCUGGUGAAACCGAGAAUGGUUUCAGCGACAUCAGCCCCAAGAGGACUGCUGCCGGCCGCUCACAUCCAGGAAGAAGCCCGCCCGGUUCCGGCGCUGGUGGAAUCAACACCGUCCCCCGAGGGCACGCCCUCUCGAGUGCCCCGAAAAUCCGUCUCGAUGCCAUUCGCUUCUGCAGGUACGUGGGCGGUAAAGUCAGGGAGUAUUCGGCGGCCAAAACGUGGCGCAGAACCCAGGAUCGGAAAUAAGCGACAUGUGUCGGAACCGGUCACUGGCGCGCAGGCUGGCGCCGAGGCUCGAGCCAAUCCGCCGCUGGAAUUGACCCUCCCCCCAUCAUCACCAUCGCCGGGCCGGCAGGGAUUGUCCCUUGGUUCAGCUGCUGUUGCGCAGUUGCGAACGCGUAAAAGGAACUCGUCGUCACCAGUCCCCCCGCUUUCAAGGCUUUCAAGUUUCCAUGUGGAUGCGUCGCGGUUAGGGUCUUCUGGCGGGGUCUCCAACCACACCCGGCCUAACCAGCCCUCUGGAAGUUCUGUCAGCUCCACUGCGAUGUCACAACUUAGGGCACCGCAGCACGACAGGACUUCUACCAUGGAGAGUUCUGAGGACACCAGGGACUGUACCUCUGGCGACGACGAUGACACCGACUUCAAGAGUGACACCAUGUUUGACUCGCUGCGCACCGUCGGAUCUGGUCGCGCCCGAGCCGUCGAGACUCCGCUGGAGUCCAUGUACGACGAAUCACCACCGAGCACAGCCAACGGCAAUGGAAAGACCAAGCGCCUGUCCAUCCAUGAGAUGCUCGGUCGGACCUGGGAUGAGGAUGACAAGAUCAUGGAGGAGGACGAGAAUGUCACGCCUGUCCGCACCGUCAACCGGGACGCUAACCGCCGGGAGUCACCGCGCUUCAGGAUCGACUCGUCCCCCCGCAACGUAUCAAUCUCUGCAACCAAGGAGUACAGCAGGCUGUCCUUGGACGACGACUUUGACGACGAUUGGGCCAGGGAUGACGAGCUUCCAUGCAACCCCCUGUCGCCUCCCUCCAAAGGGAGCUCGUUGAAUUCCAGGGGCAUCAACCCCAACGUGCGUCUCGCCCUCGCCAACAUUAGUGGUAAUGGACUGCCCGACCACGAUCACAAUGAACGCCCUCUUAGCACCCUCUUUGACUGGAGCGAGCCCCCGACUCACGACAAGUUUGACUCUGGACGGUCACCUCGGCCCAAGACGGCCUAUGCUAAGCAGGAGAUGGACUCUAGAGGUGGACGGUCAGCCAUCCGCAAAGGUCCCACGCCGACACAUGUGCGAAGCCAGAGUGUCCCCGUGGUGCACGACUCCCCUGAUGACUCCAAGUCGGCUUCAAAAUAUGGCACAUGGGGCAUGGGGACAAAGACUGCCAGCGAGGACUGGGACGACGACUUUGAGUUUGGUGGCAGCAGUCUGGGUAGCAACGACAAAGAUGACAAGGUGUUUGCAGUUCCAGAGUCGAUCCGCGCGACGCAACCGAGUGUCAAAGCCCACUCGGGACACAUUCGCGAGUUUUCCCUUCUCGUCAACGACUUGAAGCGUCUCUGCCGCCACGGGCGAGACAUGGAUAUUCUCGAUGGACCACAGAGCCACCUGUGGGAGGAGGCUGAUGGUAUCAUUGCCCUGGCAUCCCCCGAUGAAGAGUCGCUGGAUGAGGAUGAUGACCAAAAGUCGACGUCGUCGAUCAACUUUGACGCAUUCGAUAUCGAUGAACGCUUUGGUGAUGAAGGAUUCGACGCACACUCGAUGGACCGGCUCGACGCUGCGUUUGACGGCCACGAGCCCGCAAUGUCAAAGACUGCUGUUGUACGAGAACGCCACUCUCCCCGCCGCCGAUCCGUCUUUUCCCCCGAGGACGACAUCUUUGGCAACUGGCCACUGACAGACAACCAUCAGCCGAGUCGACCGAGCCGUCCCCGGACACCCGAGAACCGGCACAGCAAAGCCCAUGACGUAUCCGGAGUGGUCCGUUCAGUCAUUGGGGCUAUGCAGCAUCGCGUAUCCGACCAAGCGCCCAACGAUGGCAAGGUGCACUUUGACACAAACAGCCUCAAGGCUCUGGUUAAGAGGGCUGGUGAUUUGCGAGACUCGCUGUCCGAUAUUAUUCGACGAGCCGAUCAGAUCACGCAGAGUCCAGUGAAAACCCCUCGACACGAGCGUCACGACUCUAGCCCAGCCUUUACUCGAGUUUUCGACGAUCCCAACUCAAGCCCGCAACGAAGAGGCAUCCGAAGCCGCGGCAACAAUUCACUGAUGGAGGUGUCACCGGAAAACUCGCCCUCAUCCGGGCUGCCACAGCGGAUGCAAAUGAUGACUGUCAACUAG